This is a messenger RNA of Saccostrea echinata, 3470 nucleotides long. RefSeq names its product conserved oligomeric Golgi complex subunit 4-like. The transcript is spliced from 22 exons. The coding region runs from base 7 to 2280 and encodes 757 amino acids. NCBI's taxonomy places the organism in Eukaryota, Metazoa, Mollusca, Bivalvia, Ostreida, Ostreidae. The record is from RefSeq and is a predicted model, not a curated record.
UCAAAGAUGGCGGCGUCCAGGAGUGAUGCCACGUCCCUCCCAACCUUCGAUGGGGUCGAAAACCUUGUGAACAUGGUUGAUAUUCAAAAUGCUUUUGACGAAUUAUGCAAAGAAGAGGAGGAAAUGAACACAGAGUUGGACAAUCUUUUAGAACAUCAAUCAACUCUUGAAAAUAGGAUGAGUGGUCUUCAUAAGAUCUUACCUAAUCUUCAGAUUCUUGAGACAGAUUCCAAACAACUCUCAAGUAUGGUUUCCUUUACUUCCACCCUGGCUGAAAAUGUCAGCAGCAAAGUGAGACAGCUGGAUGUAGCUAAAAGCCAAGUUACAGCUUGCAUAACUCGAGUCGAGGAUAUUUUGGAUCUGAAGUUUUGUACAGAUGGGGUACAGACUGCCCUUCAAAAUGAGGACUAUGAAAAGGCAGCAGGUCACGUUCACAGGUUUAGAAGCUUGGAUGAAAACAUUCUAAGAAUGUCUGAAGAAUCUGGCGAAGGGAACACCCUGGACAUGUCCUUCAAACUUCUACAGGAAGCGGAGGAGAAGCUGAAAUCCAUCGUGAACACCAAGUUUGAUGCAGCCGUCCAUACGGGGGAUUUUGCCUCCAUAGAAAGAUUCUUCAAGAUCUUUCCUCUGAUUGGUCUUCAUGAGGAGGGAUUGACAAAAUUUGGGAAGUUCUUAUCUGCACAGAUAUCUGAGAAAAGCCGUGGUAAUUUGAAAAUUGCUGAAUCGAUGACCAGUCGAGAUAAGAAUGCCAAUGUGGUUUAUGCGGAGACUGCCACACAGCUUUUUGAGGGAAUCGCCAGUAUUAUAGAAGUUAGACAACCACUGGUGGAAACUUAUUUUGGCUCUGGAAAACUAUUUUACCUUAUGAAAAUUCUCCAGAAAGAAUGUGACAGACAAGCUAGACAGAUAUUAGAAAAAUUCAAAUUGAAAAGAGAUUUUGAUUCAGUAGUUCAACAUGUGCAACAGAAUGCUGUUUUUCAUCGACCUAAUGCAACAGAAAAAUUUGAUCCUAAAGUAUUAGAUGUAUUAUUAUCCGAAAUGGUGCUACUAAAUACCAGAACAGAACUCUACCUACGAUUUUUCAGGAGGAGAGCUGUGGGAGAUAUGGAAUUAGCAUAUAGUGAUGAAACUCUUAAGGAAAAAGUUAAAGAGAUAGAUAGUUUUAUAUCCAACUGUGAUUUAAAUCGUCUUAUGCAGGAGUUAAUAGGAAAUUAUAUCAUGAUGGAAGAAUAUUUUAUGAGAGAAAUGGUCUUAAAGGCUGUUUCUAUGGAUACAGAAGAUGAGUCAACACAUACAUCUAGUAUGGUAGAUGAUUCCUUUUUUAUUGUUAAAAAGUGUGUUAGGAGAGCUGUGUCCAGUUCCAGUGUGGAUGGGAUUUGUGCAAUGUUAAACCACGCUAGUACAGUGUUAGAGCAGGAUUUCCGAGAGGUUUUAUUCAGCCGAGUCCGGGCAGGAUUUCCUUCGGGCUUUGAUCUCACUCAGGCGUACAAUAUGGUGCAGUCCAGUAUACAACAAGGGAAGCUGCAGAGUUCUGAUCAGGAAAAGGCCAAGACACAAUUUCUGGUUGCAAUGAAUAAUGCAGAAGUCAGUUGUGAAUAUUGUAAAUCAUUGAAAUCCAAUAUUGAGGAAGAAGUUCACAGGCUGUUUAGUAAAAGUUCUGAGCAGAGUAAAGCAAAACUACAGACUUGUGUAUCAGAUCUUGGUAAUGUGGCAGUCCGGUUAAAAGAAGUGGUCAACUUCGGGUUUUCUCAACUCAGCAGUAGUGCCAUUAAACCUCGGUUAAAACCCCUCACAGAUGCCUUCCUGUCUACUAGUCACAAUAUCUCGGAAGAUGAUUUCUCCAAUUAUGAAGCAAAUGAUCCAUGGGUCCAAAACUAUAUCCUGCAAAUAGAUGGCAUGUUAGCCACCUUUAAAAGUGCUCUUUCCGCGGAGAACUAUGACACAUUUGUUGGUCAUGUGACAGCAGAAGUGACAUCACAGCUAGAGAAGGCUGUCCUUAAAACAAGUUUUAACAGACUGGGUGGUUUACAGUUUGACAAAGAGUUACGUGCCCUUGUCGGGUACCUGUCUUCGGUAACCACAUGGACAAUCAGGGAUAAAUUUGCAAGACUGACACAAAUGGCAACCAUACUCAACUUAGAGAGAGUGAAUGAGAUUUUAGAUUACUGGGGGCCAAAUUCUGGACCUUUGACCUGGAGGUUGACUCCAACUGAGGUCCGAAAUAUUCUCUCAUUGAGGGUGGAUUUCAGAUCUGAAGAAAUCAAGAAACUCAAAUUAUAAACCUUGACAGCUGUGAUACAAAGUCUGUGUUCAACUUCUGAAAUGUGAUGAAUUCCAUGUAGUAUAUUCAGAGGGAAAAACAAAAUAGUCUGAGUGUGUGUGUGUUUGUGUGAGUCUGUGUACCUGUUUUUGAAUGUAGGAAUGCAGCGAUUUUGUUAAUAACUUGUGUGAAUGCAAGGAGUGUAAAUUAUUGAUUAUUGUUGUCUUAAUUGAAUUGUACAAUCAGAUUUAGUAAAUUCAACACAGAUUUUAAGCAGGGUUUUUCAUAUCAGCAUUGUAUGGAGGUAUGAAAGCAUUGUGUUGAGAAAUCUCAAGUUUAAUGAUCACUAGAAUGUAUGCAUUUAAAAAUAUGUAACAUUUAUUACUUGUUACAAUGUUUUGGGAACAUAUUUUUUAAUUCUUACAUAUCAACAUAUAAACUUAUAAUGAAAAAAAUUAUGCUGAAAAAUAUUUAUAUCAUUUAUGGCCUGUAUAUGCAUUUGUUAUUUUAUUGUGCUAUAAACCAAGUCUUCUCUUAGUUUACUUUUAUAAAUUAAAACAGACAUUAGAAAGAAAAUAAUUAUAAACUUUCAAUGUAUUAUUACUGGUAAUAUUCAAAUUUUACUAGCCAUGGAAGGUUAUGAUAAAAACCUUGUUUAUGAACGAAAGUCAUCAUACUGUUUACACUGUAAUAACAUUCCUUGUUGCGGCUGAAGAAAAAUUUUAAGUUAUGUGAGUAUUUACCCAUAAGUAAGAAUCCACAUUUAACAAUGUUUAUUAAAUGAUACCGAAAAACUUGUAAUUUUCCCUCACCAUGAUGAAGCCUCAUGGACUAUACCUCUUUUUCCAUAGACAACCUGGAAUUUUAUGUCAUUGAAUGAAAACAAUCCAUAUAAGCAGAAUUUUUUCGUUUGUUUGUUUAGUUUUUUUUUUCUGUUAUGCAUUGUUAUUUCUGCUUUAAUCAGACUUCUAAAAUGAAUUUCAUUUUUUUCAAGAAAAUGGUUGUAAGUAUUUCUAGUAUUCUAGCAUUUGAUAUGACCAAGACACACUUGAAAAUUUCUGUAUAAAUACCUGCAUGUUGGGUUUAUUUUAUGGAAAUUAUAUAAGGGGUUUUCAUGUAUACCUUUAAUGUAUUUAAUUUAUUGAAUGCAGUUUUAAGCUUGUUUAAAUAAGAAUAAACUGUUUUAUGAUUAAAAAAUCAUACAAAAUUA